Cynoglossus semilaevis (tongue sole) is the source of this 1950-nucleotide messenger RNA. It is a transcript of the gene rbm22, whose product is annotated as RNA binding motif protein 22. NCBI's taxonomy places the organism in Eukaryota, Metazoa, Chordata, Actinopteri, Pleuronectiformes, Cynoglossidae. The transcript is spliced from 11 exons. Gene Ontology annotation, molecular function: metal ion binding; pre-mRNA binding; U6 snRNA binding. Gene Ontology annotation, cellular component: U2-type catalytic step 1 spliceosome; Prp19 complex; U2-type catalytic step 2 spliceosome. The coding region runs from base 82 to 1365 and encodes 427 amino acids. The record is from RefSeq and is a predicted model, not a curated record.
CGUGGCUCCAGUGAUGAAUAGAGAACUGUGGCGCGGUGCAUUGUGGUCAUUCAUAGCUCCCGUUGGCUCACACUCUGCAAAAUGGCGACGUCCCUGGGAUCCAACACCUACAACAGACAGAAUUGGGAAGAUGCGGAUUUUCCGAUUCUCUGUCAGACAUGUUUGGGUGAAAAUCCUUACAUCCGAAUGACCAAAGAGAAGUAUGGAAAAGAAUGCAAAAUUUGUGCACGGCCCUUCACUGUGUUCCGAUGGUGCCCUGGAACUCGAAUGCGUUUCAAGAAAACAGAAGUCUGUCAGACUUGCAGUAAAAUGAAAAAUGUUUGUCAGACAUGUUUACUUGACUUGGAAUAUGGUUUGCCCAUUCAGGUCCGAGACACUGGGCUUUCUGUUAAGGAUGAUGUUCCGCGGUCAGAUGUGAACAAAGAGUACUACACUCAAAACAUGGAGAGAGAGAUAGCCAAUUCUGAUGGCACACGUCCAGUGGGCCAGUUGGGCAAGGCCACAAGCUCCAGUGAUAUGCUGCUGAAACUGGCUCGCACCACACCAUAUUACAAGAGGAACCGACCCCACAUCUGCUCCUUCUGGGUGAAGGGCGAGUGUAAAAGAGGGGAGGAGUGUCCCUAUAGGCAUGAGAAGCCCACAGAUCCUGAUGACCCUCUUGCAGACCAGAACAUCAAGGAUCGUUACUAUGGUAUUAAUGAUCCAGUAGCAAAUAAACUGCUGCAAAGAGCUUCAACUAUGCCCCGGUUAGACCCACCAGAUGACAAGUCCAUCACAACCCUUUACAUUGGAGGUUUGGGAGAUACUGUCACAGAUGGAGACCUCAAGAGUCACUUUUACCAGUUUGGCGAGAUCCGCACUAUAACAAUAGUCCAGAGGCAGCAGUGCGCAUUCAUUCAGUUUGCCACCCGGUCGGCAGCUGAGUCAGCAGCUGAGAAGUCAUUUAACAAACUGAUUAUAAACGGAAGAAGGCUGACUGUCAAGUGGGGAAAGUCACAAGCAGCGAGAGGAAAGGAGGGAGUUAAAGACGGUGUCAGUGAGAUGGGCACAAGACUUGACCCUGUCCCUGGACUUCCUGGCGCUCUUCCUCCACCACCUGCAAUGGAUGAAGAGGCUCCUGCAAAUUACUUCAACCUGGACCCGAGCACUUCCUCUGCUGUCAUGAACAUUACUCUGCCCCCACCACCUGGUAUAAACCCACCUCCUCCAGGAUUUGGACCUCCCAUGUUCCACCCCAUGGGUCACAUGGCUCCACCCAUGCCCCCUCCGAUGAGCAUGAGACCUCCUGGUCAAAUUCACUAUCCCUCCCAGGAUCCUCUGCGAAUGGGUGCACACGCUGCACUUAGCAGCCACCAUACUGAGUAGCGGUUAAAGUGACAUUGUGCUACAAUGACUUUCUUAUUGUUUUUCUCCAUCCUGGUAAAGGGGUUGUCUGCUGAUGGCGACAGCCCGUCCCCAAACCUUGAUAUAACUUCUGGAAGAAAUUGGUAGUAUAAGAAAAAAAAACAUUUUCUUUCAGAGAGACAGUGAUUUAUUUUGCCAUCUGCAGUGGAACAAAAACCCUGCAGUGCCAUUGUCUCAUUAUGCAGAGAUAAUAUCCAGGGUGUUAUGUGAUUACUUCCUCAUUGUUAUAAAGUUAAAACAUACACAGCAUUGCAUUUUUCUUUUGCAAAUGAAAAUAAUGACAUCAAAUAAAAGGGCUUUUUUAAUGGACUUUUGCAGUUGGAGCCAUUGUACAUACAAAGUGUAGAGUCUAGACUUAGUCUCAUGUUUGGCAGAAAGCCCAAAGCAUCCAAGUGAAUUGUUAAGUUUUUAAAAAACAUUUUCAGUUGCAAUUUUGUUUUUAUUUGAUAUGAUGUUCAUAUUCCAACACCUUAACACUUUCUUAUUUUUAGUUUUCUUUGUACGAUGUUUUCACUUGACAUUAAAGUGACUCAGUUUUGUCAUUAA